AUGAGCUCCAAUAAAGGCUCGUCAUCCGACUUCCUCACUGCUAAAACCCACGGCACCACUAGCAAAGGCACCACUUCCCCCAGCCAAAAUGUCGCGUCGCAGACGUCUGUGUUCGCCUCCAAUUCCGGAUCGCAGAAGGGAAGCUCAUAUAUGCUUGCGGCAUGGGCUGGGGCACCCGUCUCGUCGGAGCCGUGGUCAUCGACCAAAGCCGCCUACUUCCCCACGCGUUAG
This is a messenger RNA of Penicillium mononematosum, 231 nucleotides long. RefSeq lists its product as uncharacterized. The transcript has 2 exons. The coding region runs from base 1 to 231 and encodes 76 amino acids. The record is from RefSeq and is a predicted model, not a curated record. Lineage: Eukaryota; Fungi; Ascomycota; Eurotiomycetes; Eurotiales; Aspergillaceae.